AUGAGUGAGCAGGAUAAGAGCCAGAAACGAAAACCUUCCAUCGAUGAAGAUGAAACAAAAGCAAAAACAACUAAAUGUGACCAUAUGAAAUAUGGACUUACAGAGGAUGAGUAUGAACAUCUCCAAAAUCUUGCCAUCAUUGGCAUCUUCGAGGGAGAGGAUAAGUCUGUUUUUAACAAUGGGUACCCAAAACCCGACUCAACAGACAUCAAGAUGUUGUUGAAGGCUGUUUACAAUGGUCUGGAAGAAUUCUCGCUGAAGCAACUUGGCAGCAACUUUGUGGAGUUCACGGAAUCAGGGUUGACUUUGACCUUUGAUGCGGGAAAUAACUUGGACGACCCUGAUGGGAAUGUUCUUUGGGAAAAAUAUUCGCUUUCUGGUAAUCGAUUCGAUGGCAAACCGGUGAAAUUUGAAGGGUGUCUCCGAAUUAUGAGCUCACGACGAGGAAGACUUUUCUAUGAAUGCGAAUGGGAGCAGAGCGAAAAAAGAUGCUCGAGAAGAGUUCACAGCUAA
Molecule: messenger RNA, 513 nt
Organism: Oikopleura dioica
Lineage: Eukaryota; Metazoa; Chordata; Appendicularia; Copelata; Oikopleuridae
Source: the annotation of a GenBank genome assembly